GGGUGUAGAUUACAGACAUUCACUCAGUUUGUCACCUAAUAAUGGCUCCUCAGUACGCCCCCAGCCUCCGCUCAAGGCUUCCUCUUGUGGCCUUCCUGCUGGAAACAAUCUUUAUCCUACUGUUUGUCUUUUUUGUAAAAAUAGAGCAGCGUGAGCUGAUUGACAGAGAGUCUGACAGUAAGCUUUUCAUCAGUUCAUAUGCAGAAUUCCAAGAUACUCAUGUGAUGAUAUUCAUGGGGUUUGGAUUUCUGGCCACGUUCCUUUUACGAUAUGGUUUCAGUGGAUCAGGGUUUAACAUGCUGUUGGCAGCCAUGGCCAUCCAGUGGGCCGUCUUGAUGAAUGGCUUUCUGCUGCCACAACGACACCACAGAAAGGAGAUCCACAUCAGUAUGAAGAGCGUUAUUGAGGCGGAGCUCUGUGCAGCGUCUGCUCUGGUUGCCAUGGGAGCAGUCCAUGGGAAGACCAAUCCUGUCCAGCUCUUACUAAUGGCUCUGGUGGAGGUCACAGGAUUCGUGGUCAAUCAGUGGAUCCUGCGAACUCUGUUCCUUGCAGAUCCAGUGUACAGCAUCAUGCUGCUGCAUGUCUUCGGGGCUCUGUUUGGUGUGAUGGUGUCAUGGGUGCUGCACAGAGAGGGGAUCAAACCGGUGCACGAGAAAGAGAAAACUGACCGUAAGACUGGCUUACUGGCAAUGUUUGGAACGCUGUUCCUGUGGAUGUUCUGGCCCAGUUUUAACUCAGCACUGGUGAGAGAUCUCAAACUGAAGCUUACUGUCAUCUAUGGGACGUAUCUGUCGCUGGCUGUCAGUGUUGUCAUGGCAAUGUCUGUCUCUAUGCUCACUAGCGCCAAAGGAAAGAUGAACAUGGUUCACGUCCAGAGCUCCGCCCUGUCCGGUGGCGUUGCCAUUGGAGUUGCCAUGACAGCAGUCCACAUGCCGUGGAUUGCCAUGACGAUCGGCUUCUGUGCCGCUCUCUUAUCAGCUUUGGGAUUCCGCUACAUGAAGAACCACAUGCUACUUGCUUUUGAGUGUCAUGACACCUGCAGCGUACUCAACGUGCAUGCCGUUCCGGGAAUUCUGGGAUGGUUUGCACUUUUAUUUCUACGGCUGGCCAGUGACGAAAGCACAGUAGCGGUGCAGUUCGCUGUGCAUCAUAUCUGUGUUCUCCUCAUAACGGUGUGCAUGAGUCUGGUGAUGGGCACAGCUACAGGACUUUUCCUGAAGUGGAGUAUCUGGAGACCCCAGCAGGACAGGAAGUGCUUUGAUGACCAGGCAUUCUGGGAGUUUCCAAAUUUGGCUGUAAAAAAAUGAAGAACUUAUGGACAAAGAUAUAAGAGGACUUCAGAUAUGCAUGAAUGCAGUUAGCACAAAAUAUAUCUGUGUGUGUGUGUGUGUAUGUGUGUGUGUUUGAGAGACAUUGUAAAGUAAACCAUUUAAAAUUUCCUUGAAUGGAAAGCAUUGUGCUUUUUUAAGAGACAAAUCGUACAAAACACCACCAAAGAAAUUUCCAAGCCCCAGGACGUUAAAGCAAGAAAAAUGGAAGUUUGUUUCAGGCUGACAAUGACAAACUGAUACACUAAUGCAAUAUAUAAAAAUAACCUUCUGGUGCAC
Molecule: messenger RNA, 1607 nt
Organism: Carassius gibelio (silver crucian carp)
Lineage: Eukaryota; Metazoa; Chordata; Actinopteri; Cypriniformes; Cyprinidae
Gene: rhd
Product: Rh blood group, D antigen
Exons: 10
Coding region: 42-1307 (421 amino acids)
Biological process (GO): ammonium transmembrane transport; ammonium homeostasis
Cellular component (GO): plasma membrane
Molecular function (GO): ammonium channel activity
Source: RefSeq, a predicted model, not a curated record